Molecule: messenger RNA, 5677 nt
Organism: Rana temporaria (common frog)
Lineage: Eukaryota; Metazoa; Chordata; Amphibia; Anura; Ranidae
Gene: KDM2A
Product: lysine demethylase 2A
Exons: 22
Coding region: 285-3761 (1158 amino acids)
Biological process (GO): protein demethylation; regulation of transcription by RNA polymerase II
Molecular function (GO): zinc ion binding; protein binding; histone demethylase activity
Source: RefSeq, a predicted model, not a curated record
CGCCGGGCGCGUCACUUCUGGUUCGGUCCAAAAUGGCGUCCGCGACGUCUGUGAAGCGCAGCUGAGGGGCUCCGAGAGGGUUUAUUUUUUUUUCUUACCAGCGCCGAGUGACGUCACUCCUGCGAGACAGUGACGUCAGUUGAAGGAGGCGGAGGAGAGGCGAGCGCUGUGGACUGUGUUGACAUUUCGUCUCUUCUCUAUACUAACAAAGCCACCGCGGGAGGAAUGGGGCGCCCCGGCUGAGGUGGUAGUACUAAUAGAAUUGUUUUGAAAAUCUGGAAGAUAUGGAAGACGAGCAAGUGCGAUACAGCCGUAGACUGAGGAGCACACGUCGUCGUCGAUAUGAAGAUGAUGGCAUCUCAGAUGAGGAGAUUGAGGGCAAAAGAACUUUUGACUUGGAGGAGAAACUUCGUAGCCAGAAGUACAACUCCAACUUUAUCAUCUUCAUGGAGGGAAAAGACUUUAAUAUGAGGUACAUUCAGCAAGGCGGACUCAGGGACCCGCUGAUAUUUAAAAGUUCUGAAGGACUUGGCAUCAGAAUGCCAGAUCCUGACUUUAGUGUGAAUGAUGUGAAGUUGUUUGUAGGAAGCAAGCGCAUUGUAGACGUGAUGGACGUCGGCACCCAAAUAGGAAUAGAGAUGACCAUGGCACAAUGGGCAAAAUAUUAUGAAACCCCAGAUGAAGAAAGAGAAAAAUUAUAUAAUGUAAUCAGCCUGGAGUUUAGCCACACCAAGCUGGAGAAUCUGGUGCAAAGACCUGCAACGGUGGAUCAGAUAGACUGGGUGGACAACAUUUGGCCAAGGCAUUUAAAGGAUAAACAGACUGAAUCCACCAACGUCAUCCAGGAAAUGCAAUACCCCAAGGUGCAGAAAUACUGCCUUAUGAGUGUGCGGGGCUGUUACACUGAUUUCCACGUGGACUUUGGUGGCACAUCUGUAUGGUACCACAUUCUCAGAGGAGGCAAGGUUUUCUGGCUAAUACCUCCUACAGACAAAAAUCUGGAAAUGUAUGAGAAUUGGCUGUUGUCGGGGAAACAAGGCGAUAUCUUCCUGGGCGAUAAAGUGAAUGAAUGCCAGCGUGUGGAAUUGAAACAAGGCUACACCUUUGUUAUUCCUUCAGGUUGGAUCCAUGCAGUAUACACUCCUCAGGACACCCUGGUUUUUGGAGGGAAUUUUCUACAUAGUUUCAACAUCCCCACGCAGCUUCGGAUAUACAGCGUUGAAGACAGAACAAGGGUCCCCACAAAGUUUCGCUACCCAUUCUACUAUGAGAUGUGCUGGUACGUGCUGGAGAGAUACGUCUUCUGCAUGACCAAACAAUCGCACCUCACCAAGGACUUUCAGAGGGAGUCGCUGAGUAUGGACUUGGAGUUAAGUGGCCGCCGGAGACCAGAUACACCCUCUUCAUCUUCAUCUUCCUCCUCUUCAUCUUCACCUUCUUCUUCUUCAUCCUCUGAAUAUGACGACUCAUCAGAUCAGGAUUGGGAGGAAGAAGAGGGCUUAAGGAAAAGUGACAGAGACAGAAGGAAAGCUGAGCGGGAACUUCAGAGGAGGAGAGAAAGGGAACGACGGCAGAGAGAGCGGGAGCGUCAGCACAGGGAGGAAAGGAUACUUCUUUCUAGCUUUCACCCCUCCCACCAGCCUCUCACGCCACCUCCACCUACUCCUCCCUCACCAACAGCCAACACACCGCCAUGUUUAACAUGGUUUGAGCUUGAAGGUCUACUCUGCCUUGUCAAGAAGCUUGAAUCUCUCCCCCCACAUAGGAAGUGCCUGCCUGAUGGCAUUCAAGAUCCAGAAGCUCUUCUUGCAGAUGUCCGGAAGCUUCUGGAAGAACACGCACACGACCCACCUGAGCUUGCACUCACUGGAAUUCCCAUCGUUCAGUGGCCCAAGAGAGAGCAGUAUAAGGUUCAUCUACGGCCCAAAAUCCAGUUCACCAAACCUCACAUCAUGCGACCAGCAGCCAGACAUGCGGUGUCCACCACUACUCGGCCCGCGGGUACAAUUUCUGGUCACACGGCGGCAUCGUCCGGUGUCCGAAGGCGGCGGGUGAGGUGCAGAAAAUGUCAGGCGUGUCUUCAGAGGGAGUGUGGGACUUGCCACUACUGUAAAGAUAUGAAGAAGUUUGGUGGUCCAGGCCGAAUGAAGCAGUCAUGUAUGCAAAGGCAGUGCCUUGCGCCCAGAUUGCCCCAUUCUGUGACCUGUGCCGUAUGUGGGGAGGUGGACCAGACAAAUGACUCUCAAGACUAUGAGCGGAAGCUGAUGGAGUGCUCGGUGUGUAACGAGAUAGUACAUCCUACCUGCCUAGAUAUGGACGGUGAAGGUUUUUUGAGUGAUGAGUUACCAAACUACUGGGAGUGCCCCAAAUGUUACGAGAGCCGCAAGCAUACGGUUGGCACGGAUCAGGACCAAGUCUUGCUGCACAAAAUGAGUCGUAAGAAACGUAAGGCUGUGGACAACGGUGACUUGGAUCCCCAUUUAUCAGCCAAAGUUUUGAGGCCUCCACUGGUACAGAGUCCUCCAUCACCGCCACUACUUCUCCUCCCACCUUCUCCGUCAUCGGGUCCACCAACGCCGCCACCAAGCACGCCGCAAGUCCGAGAAGACCGAGCCAUGCGGCGGCAACUGACCAGGGAAAAAGAGAACCACCCGAGCGGGCGAGAGCACUCAGAGGCUGACCGAGGCUGGCAUCGGAGCUCCUACCACACCGUGACACUACAGCGGCCCCCAAAAGAGCUGAGUAGUUCUUCAAUUGUCCCCAAGCUGCAAGCCAUUACACCAAAUUCCCGACAUCCCAUCCGCCCACAGCCUCCUCAACCACCAGACGAUUAUUAUGACGACGAUGAUGAUGAGGAGGAGGACGAUGAUGAUGAUGAGGAGGAGGAGGAGGAGGAUGAAGAAGGGGAAAAUGGCCUUAUGUUCGGACAGAAGAAAGACCAGCUGUCCAUUCAGAAGGAUGUAUGGCUUUCUGUCUUCCAGUACCUCACCAAGAAGGAGCUCUGUGUGUGUAUGAGGGUCUGCAAAGCCUGGUAUAAGUGGGGAUGUGACAAACGCCUCUGGUCCAGGAUUGAUGUCAGCCGCUGCAAGUCUCUGGUGCCUCAGGCCCUAAGUGGCAUCAUUAAAAGACAACCAGUACAGCUCGACCUGAGCUGGACAAAUGUAUCCAAAAAGCAGCUAACCUGGUUGGUCAACCGAUUACCCGCGCUGAAAGACCUCAUUGUGGCGGGCUGUUCGUGGUCUGCAGUGUCUGCCCUCAGCAGUUCUAUCUGUCCUCUCCUACGAACGCUGGAUUUACGCUGGGCAGUGGGAAUCAAAGAUGGACAAAUCAGAGAUCUGCUGACACCGCCAUCAGAAAAGCCAGGACACGACGCACGCAGCAAGCUUCGUUUCUUGACUGACCUGAGGCUCUCUGGUUUAGACAUCUCUGACGUCACGCUGCGGUUGAUAAUUCGGCACUGUCCUCACUUGUCUAAGCUGGACCUCAGUCACUGUCCGCUCAUGUCAGACCAGUCUGUCAACCUGCUGUCUGCUGUGGGCUCAUGCACACGAAACUCUCUCACACACAUCCACUUGGCAGGUUGCAAAGGGGUCACAGAUGAGUCUCUGCUCUACCUACGGCGAGCCUCCAGCUUGACACUAAUCGACCUACGUGGCUGCAAGCAAGUGUCUCGGAAAGCAUGUGAGGGGUUUAUAUCGGACCUGUCUGUGAGCACCUUGUACUGUCUGUCAGAUGACAAGCUCAUCCAAAGGAUCACCUAGAACAUAAGGAGCAUCCACUGCAGGCGCGGUGUUGGAAGUGGCCACGUCGCUGGGGGACGCACAUUGUCAAUCACUCCUCCUCGUUGGCUCUCUCUGGCUCCCUUGCCUCCCUCGUCUGACACAAACAAGGAGCAAUAAUUGGCGUGUGUACAUCCUGCCCCGUCUCAGUUCCGUGAGGGGCAGUCACCUGGUGCAAGAAAGUGGGCUAAAUCUGAAACGGGUAUUUAAACCGCUUUGGCGGGCCCUGGUGCUCAUGGGUACCUUUCAGGGCUAAAACAUUGAAACCUCUUAAGACUGGAUCUCCAUAGUCACAGAGCAAAGAACUAUAUAUUUUUUUUUUUUUUCUUUUGGUUUUGGCUCCUAUUUUUCCAGAUCAGUCUCUCCUCCAGGCAGGUAAAUGGAGAGUUUAAGUGUGAGCGGGCAGCUCAAAUAUUUUUUUUUUUUUCUUCAUAUUUGGAACACCACAUCCAUUUUUUUUUUGUUACCCUCUGUUGAUCAUUAAGAGUGUUUGUGUGCAUGUGUGUGUGUUAAAGAGCACCUGUCAUUUAGUAUUUAAACGUAAUGCUGUAAAGGUAGGGGAGGCAAAAAGCGGUGUACAUUCUUCAUAUUAAGGUUUUAGUAGAUGUCUAAAGUGAUGAUUAGCUCGAGUCUUCUUUCAGUUUGUCCUCGCGUUUACAAAAGCACUAAAACUUGGGUGAGGAAACUUUAUUUUGAAGAUUUCAUGUGGGAAGCCAAAGCUGAUGUUUGUAAGCUGGUUUUAGAUUGUUUCAUACUUCAGUUUCUUAACUGUAGUUUGUGCUUUCUCCACAUCAGCUCUUCCAAACAUAAUUUUGUUAACCUUAAUUAUCUUGAAAACUUAUUUAGCUUUUCUCAUUAUUUCUUUAACUCUUCAGGAUAUCGGUGGGAGAACAAGGUACAAAAACCAAAUAAAUAUAGCCAGAAAGUCAGCGAUUUUCCUUUCAGCAAGGCCAAGUAGCCAGGACUUAAAUCCAGAUUGGACUUUCAAAAUCCACUAAAUACAAGCUAGGUGCAUCAAAACAAAAGGUGUUUAUAGUCUUUAGUUUUCUUUUAAAAGCAGCCACAUCCUGAGUAGAAAAAUCUGCCCCCUGCCAGCAAGUUGUAAAGAAGGACCCUUGUUCUGUGUGUGAUGGGACAGCUCUAGCUCUGACUCCGCAGCGUUGUGUCAGAACCUCUUCAGAGAGGUCACCGUUUCCCCACAAUGAACAAAUGUCUUUCUCUACAGCAUGCUGGCAGGUGACAGGCUUUUGUUACUUAGGAUGUGGCUGCUUUUUGUUUUAAUACACCCAGAAAUCAUUUAGCUGAUUUAAAUUGAAAAGUUCAGUUGGGCUUUAAUUAUACUGAAAAGUGGGGCUCAUCACAGUUCUAGGAUACACAAAAACCUUUAUUUAUUUAAAAAAAGGCAAAGCCUUCCUUCACAGCAUAUAUGGUCUUUUUACAAAACGGCAGGGGUCCUUUAAGGUUGAUUUCUCUGGGCGUUUGGAGCAGAGUGUGUGCAUGAAUGAGAGGGGCGGGCCGCUUCCUGAUAAAUAGUAAGAGUUAAUAUUAUAUUUUUUUGAAUUUAACUUAAGUUGGAUUUGUUGCUUUUUUUUGUUGUCUGUUGUGCCCGACCCCUCUCCUCGGUGAAAAAGUAGGUGCAGAAGAGCACCCACUAAUGCAUUAGUUCCUCCCACACUGGGCAGCCAUCUUUGCAUAUAGACAAAAAGUUCUAUAAAUAUAUACAGAAGGCCACUACUGCACACAUAGGAGGCAUGUGUGUGCAUUGCGGCCAGUUCCUUUCCCUGGCCCAUGACUAGAUUGUAUAAAAAGAGGCUGGAUAAUAUUUUUCUCUGCGGGGGCGCUCUCGCUUUCCCUUUGUUUCUUUUUGCAAUAAAAACAAAAAAGUUUAUGAUACAAAA